UAAAUAAAAAAUGUGUACAUUGUAGGAUUCCUUCCAUCGAGAACGAGUAUGAAAGCUUUAGAAGAAUGUCAAAAGAACUUUGGAGUCGGAGCUCUGAAGCGUGUUUUCCCGAAAGCAAAUCCUCACUGGAAAGUCUCGAAAAUUAUCUUCAUGCAUAGCUGCAUUGAUGAAUUCCCAGACAAACUAAUAGAAUGCCUCAACGGGGUUUUGAAUAUCUUUCGACUUCCAAAAUUUUAUCUCGAAUAUAAACCGGAUAUUUUUGCACUCACCUCAAAAUUUGAUUUGGCUCAAGACCAUAGCUUACAUCCGAUGCAUGCGUCCAGUGAAGCAGUAAUAUCCCUAGCAGAGUUCGAAAAGGCUGAAAAAGACCUCGGCGACAAAUUGAACAUCACGGGGAGAUCAUACCGUUGGAUAAGUAUUACAGAUGGUACAAGAGUACACAGCAAAUAUGUUGAGAACAUUGCUUUAAAAUUCCUGAAGUCUGUGCUUCAGCCGGGAAGCCCUCGCCCUCAACCUCCAGAAAAUAUCAUCGGACCAUGGACGUAUUUGGAACUUCAAGCGUUACGAGUUAGCGCGAAAUUGCAAUGGUUCUUCGCGCAAGAAAUACAAUUGAAAAUGACACCGGCUGUGUUGGUGGCAAUAUCGCUGUGUGUGGUGGUCAUGCUUGCAAUCUGGCUCGGUAAAUGAGGUCCAGUUCACCAAAUGUAUAUGUUCCCGCGGGAAAAGAUAACUGUUUUUUUUUUAUCAUUUAAAUGGUUUAUUAUGAAUUUUCUCUGUCUUUAACGUAUGACACAGUAUUAGCUAAUGGAGACAAAAUGCAUAUACUAAUAAACAAAACAGCUACAAAAACGACAAUAAAAAUAUACUAGGCAAUUAAGAAAUUGCUUAUUUUGGUACAUUAUGCAACAUAUUAAUAAAAUCUGAAAAGUAGAUCCCCCGGAAGCACCGAGAACAAGGCAAACAGUGAAAAUUGCAGACUCGGUUUGAUUGAGUCUGUUCAUGAGCAGUAAUGGAAAAUGCAACACUGUCCACGCCCCCUAGCACCGGCUUAAGCAGUAUUCAAUCUUCGAAUCUAAAUGAGUUGAAAUCAAUGAUCCCGAAGGACCAGAAAAUAUAACAACACUGAGAUGAAGUCGGGGCGACUUUUUACGGCCGCCACACAGCACUUAACACCCGCUGUUGUGAAGUAAAUAAAAUCUGAAAAGUAGAUCCCUCGGAAGCACCGAGAACAAGGCAAACAGUGAAAAUUGCAGACUCGGUUUGAUUGAGUCUGUUCAUGAGCAGUAAUGGAAAAUGCAACACUGUCCACGCCCCCUAGCACCGGCUUAAGCAGUAUUCAAUCUUCGAAUCUAAAUGAGUUGAAAUCAAUGAUCCCGAAGGACCAGAAAAUAUAACAACACUGAGAUGAAGUCGGGGCGACUUUUUACGGCCGCCACACAGCACUUAACACCCGCUGUUGUGAAGUAAAUAAAAUCUGAAAAGUAGAUCCCUCGGAAGCACCGAGAACAAGGCAAACAGUGAAAAUUGCAGACUCGGUUUGAUUGAGUCUGUUCAUGAGCAGUAAUGGAAAAUGCAACACUGCCCACGCCCCCUAGCACCGGCUUAAGCAGUAUUCAAUCUUCGAAUAUAAAUGAGUUGAAAUCAAUGAUCCCGAAGGACCAGAAAAUAUAACAACACUGAGAUGAAGUCGGGGCGACUUUUUUACGGCCGCCACACCUUUUUUCUGUGCUGCACAGAAAUUAAAAUAAUACAAAAUUUGUUUAAUGACACAGAAAUUUAAUAUAUAUAUAUAAACUCCUUUUACAUAACGAUCGUGUUAUCAGUCCUCUUAAUCCGGCAAGGUGGAAACACAAAGAUAAUUUAAUCUUAAAUUCCAGUUUGUAUUAAAAGUUAGUGUAGCUAGUGUAAAUAGCAUACAGUCAAACGAACGAAGUACAAACUUCAAUAAACUAUGAUUUCGUUUUUGAGAAGAACGAGCAUGUACCACUUUAUGCUGUAUAGCAGAACACAUAUAUUCCAAAGGGAGGGAAAAGGAGAAGAAAACUGACUGUUUUAAGUGCAUGUAUAUGGAAGAGGUUUUGACAGAGCUUGUAGCUUACUCUCCAAUCUUGAUCCAGUAGUCUUGGUUCUAUAUAGAUGAUUAAUGCUCUAUUUGAAAAUCAAAAUAUUUAAAAACUUUUACCUUGAUACCCAAUGUCAUAAGCUAUAUCUGUCUCACAAGAGCUCGAAAUGUUACUAAUACUUAAGAGUAAAAUCCUGAGAACAGGU
Messenger RNA from Mercenaria mercenaria, 2268 nucleotides. RefSeq lists its product as uncharacterized. The transcript is spliced from 2 exons. The record is from RefSeq and is a predicted model, not a curated record. The coding region runs from base 49 to 687 and encodes 212 amino acids. NCBI's taxonomy places the organism in Eukaryota, Metazoa, Mollusca, Bivalvia, Venerida, Veneridae.